Messenger RNA from Fomitopsis serialis, 1174 nucleotides. RefSeq lists its product as uncharacterized. The record is from RefSeq and is a predicted model, not a curated record. The transcript is spliced from 4 exons. Bases 222 to 908 code for a protein of 228 amino acids. NCBI's taxonomy places the organism in Eukaryota, Fungi, Basidiomycota, Agaricomycetes, Polyporales, Fomitopsidaceae.
CUUUAUCUAUCUUAGCCGGCGCUGCCCCCUGUGUGUUAGCCUGCCAUCCUUCCCUCCUGACUACGGCUCAUCUCUCGCCAUGCUCAUCUCCGUCCCGAUCUCUUUCAUUGCAUCCCUCUCACACAUCGUGAUCUGCAGCUGUUUCAAGUUAUAUGCUUGCCGUGUGUCUUUCUCUCUCACCGCACAGCUAUUGACAACCCGUCUCGUGUCUAUCUUCCGUCAUGGCAAACGAUGCCGCUGUAGUAUUUCUAUUUCUGUGGCAUCAUUCUGGUGUCCAACGCAUUGUCCGCGACACUGCUCAUGUGAAGAUUCUCUACGGCUCUCGCCGUAUUUGUUCCUUGAUAAAUUCUGUCUGGAAAGAUGGCAUUUCCAAUGUUGUUGUUCCCCUUGGUCAUAUGCUCGCGGACGACUCGAGCCACUUCUCAUAUCGACUAUCACGUGCGGCAUUGAAGUUGCGCGCACUGUUGUUAUGGCUUGAACUUCCCCCUCAACACAACACUGGUUCUCCACUACAUGCACGUUAUUGCAUUUUUUUCAUCAUUCAUACCGAUCCCGCGGUGCAACACGCCCCUAUUCAGCUUUCUUACUUUCUUCUUUGGUUCACAUACCAUUACAUUCAACACUACGUCCUUUCUGAUUACACAUUCAACCCUCAUGAUUUCGCACGUCUCUUGCGCUGUUCAUACUCCCUGACGCCGUCCCACUCCUAUGGUGCUUUACUGUACAAUCAUGGGCUACGUUUCGCGUACGGUGACGCAUGUGCUAACGCCCAUGAAUGCCCUGCGCUGUUCCUCUCACAGCGCUACGACUGCCCUUUGUCGACAUGGCCUGCGAAUGAUGCCGAGAUGCGCCUGCCAUCAACUAUCGACAUGUGCUACCAUAGUGCAAGUGCCCUACUUCAAUGGUAGCCGCCGCUUCAUCAUUCUACUCUGACUAUUCGUCCUCACGGCGGCCCCUGUGUGUAUGUGCCACCAGUCGAUCGUCGCACCAUCUACAAUUAUCUAGAUCGUGUAUUUUGUAUUGUGCCACAAUGGCGUCAAGUCCACAUGAGACUUCCGCUUUCUUAUAUUCAUCUCGGCGUUGAUCUCGAGCAUUGUCCACAUCUGUACUUUAUCCCCUUUGCCGGAGCGCACAGAAUGCCUGCCCGACAUAUAAAAUAUCUUAUUAUUCGUCA